AUGGCCGAGGUGGUAGGCCUAGUCGCCAGUGUCGUGCAGCUGGCUGGCGCUGGCUUGAAGCUGUCCCAGACGCUGUACCAGUAUGCCGAUGGUGUGGCUUCUGCCGAUCGCAGAAUCAAGGAUAUCGCGAACGAAGUCAAGCUCACAAGCUUCGUCAUCCAAGAGCUGGGGGCCAUCUUCGAGAGAGACGAGACUGCAAACUUGAUUUCAGAAAAUGCAGUCAGGACGGCGAACGAGACGAUCAAGGAAUGUUUUGCGGUUUUCACAGAACUUGAGUUAAAAAUCAACAAGGGCAAGCCAGGGAAGAUGGGUCGGCUGAUGUUACCCUUCAAAGACAACAAGAUCGAACUGCUGCGAAAUCAGAUCGAUAAGCUCAAGAGCACGCUGGAGCUGUUGAUGCAGGUGCUCAUACACGCCCACCAAGUUUCAUCGGAGAAGUACAACCGCGAGGCUGAAGCGAAGCACCGGGAAGAGAUCAAGCAGUUACUCGAGAACAAGAAGCAAGCCACAAAGAAGUACGAGGAGUCGCUGAGGAACUUUAGUAUCAGCGAUGGCAGCACUGUCGUAGAUGAGGGUGAUCGAUCGCUACAGGAUGAGGUCGACGUUGGUUCGCCGUCUAAUCUCAUCAACACUGCUUCAGCUAUUGGCUCUACCAUCAACCCAGAUACGCUUGCAACAUGCGUGGACCAUGUCCGAAGCCUGUUAGCAGACAUCGAAACUCUGCAACUUGCCUUGACCAAGCAGGUAGAUGGAGACGAUCAUGCCGAUCACCAUCAGAAGGCUAUCGGAUCUUACUUCCUCGCUCGCUCUCAUCUCGACAGUGUGCUGCUUGGUAAUGCUCAAGCCAAAGUCACCGAUACAUCAAGUCAACCAUGGAUCAGCAAGACGAGCACCCAGACUAGUGUAUCUGCUACGUUGAAUGAGACGGCAAAGGAUGAAGAUGUCAGCAGCUCUUCGAGUAACGAAAGAGCACGAAUAGAGUUCGAGAUGUGGCGAGUGAGAGAGCGAGCGAAAGAGCGAACAAGAGACCGAGUUUCUGCUGAAGUCAACCGGGGGUCGACACCCGCCAGCCGUCAUCUUGAGCGGGUAGCAAGAAACCAAAGGGCCAAGGUUGAGCAUAGAAGCGGCACACGGGGUUCAGCCCACCGCCCUCCAUUGCGCGCGGAAAGCGAAGAUAUUCCCGUCGCCGUACCUCCUAGUGCAGAUUAUAUGCCGUCUAGUUACCGUGAGGAGUAUGCACCUACACUCCGAAGGACCAGCAAUCGAACCGACCCAGAAACGGAUGGAGCUUCAGAUGGUGAACUCGUAACCGAGGUGUCCGAUCAAACUGAUCGACCUGGAGCAACGCAUUCUCAGCUACAGUUGAACAAUGAACGCUCCCAUGCGGAUGAUGCUCAGCACCCGCUUCUAAGCCAGGCGAGGCUAGCGAAACUAGAAGCUCGCGCUCGAGAUGAGAGGCUUUGGCAAGAAGAACUACGUAGAAGAGAAAGUUCCAGUGCUCCUGAAAGAGUCAAAGCAACCAAAAGGCGCGAUUCUCGUCGACCUACACAGUCUCAGCUAUCACAGCCAGCCCGCGAUAGAUCGCCUUCGUCGUCGCUCGGAUACUUGUCAGAAGAAAUUAGAAAUGGCUCAUAUGCGUCUAGCAGGCGCGUCCAGGAGGCUAAACGAAGUCCUAAGAAAGACAAGGACAAGAUCGAACACGAUGGACCACCGGCCGUAAUGGCCUCGUGCGACGAUUCAUCUGAAACGAAUGAGCCCAAUCAGAGGGAGAAAGCGAUAGCAAGAGAGCAAAUGCGUAGGAGGAGGAGAAACCACCGUGAACGAAAAGAGCGAGAGGAACAGGAAAAGGCACGUAGGGAAUGUAAGUAUAACCUCAACUUGCAAGCACACAGAAACCAGGAGCUGCACCUUUCGUAUCGCACCAUUGAAGAAAUAGGCCUAACGUUACCAUCAGAUAUCGAAAAGCUGAAGAUGCCAGAAUUAGCAGAACAAUCUUCGACUCACGCGGGCAAGCCUGCUUCUGCCGAUAAGGUUGCAGCUGACCCCCAGGACGCCGCUUUGUACUCCAUAGACGACCGCGUGAACCAGCAAAUGGCUCUUCUUCUUGCCAAGGAGGACCAGCGAUCCAGCCCUGACUCCAACUGCACUUUCAGAAUAGACCUACCAGAAGACAAAGACGCCUGUGACUUUGAACCAUCCUCAUCGAAGAAGAGCAAAAAUAAAACGGGCAACAAAAUCGAACAGACUAAACCACUGGUGUCAACGAGCAGGCGCCACGGUUCAUUUGAAACGCAGGUUCGCUCUCAUAGUGUGUCUUCGCGAGGAUCUGAUGUUGACAAGGAACUGGAGAGAGUGAAGGCAAGAUGUGAAGAAAGAAAGAUGGAACACGAUCAACGACGAGAGCAAGAGAAACGGAAAGAUUCGAACACGGAUUCAACUUCGACUCGUAGUAGUGGUAGAGUACCCCACUGGCAACGCGCGUCGUCGGCGGCGUCAAGGACACGCAAGUCUAUUGAUCGCAACGAAGACACCCCAGAGUCAGCAGGCCCAAGAGGUCGCAUCGGCGCAGCUACCAGACACCAUGAACGGUCACGCUCCCGCUCUCGUGUCCUGGUCCGCGUUCGUUCUGGAGUUUGGGAGUUCCAGUACAAGCCAGCAGAAGACGGUAGCGACAAGCAAGAAGAGGGUACGGAUCGCGAGUCGGAGUCGAACCGAGAUGAGGAGAGGGCAAAAAAGGAACGAAUGAUGAAAGCGGCCUUAGGAGGUGUGAUGGCCUACCAAAUCGGCCACCGCAAGCUAUCGCCUUCUCGCUCCCCUCGUCCCCGUCCCCCUCGUUCCCGCUCUCCUCAAAACGACCGAAGCUAUGAUAGGGACUCUAGCAGCUAUGUUAGUCCAAGCGAAAAGAUCGAGCGUGAGCAAGAAGGAGAUGGGAUCGAUCAGCUAGAAGAGGAAACGCGGCGUGUUUGGGUGUUGGAGGGAGAGAACAAAGGGGCGGAAAGGGAACGACGAAGGGGACCACUCUGUCUUCCACAGGCUAUCCCCUGUGCGGUUGACACAAGCAGGAAAGGCGAGCAACAAAGUGAAGAGGCCGAGGAUUCAUGGAGUUACAUUGAUGAGACGGAAAAGGUGGGCCGGGUGGACGAGGUGGAUGAGUUACUGAAGGAAUGGACUACUCUGCUUGGAUGA
Molecule: messenger RNA, 3186 nt
Organism: Alternaria arbusti
Lineage: Eukaryota; Fungi; Ascomycota; Dothideomycetes; Pleosporales; Pleosporaceae
Exons: 2
Coding region: 1-3186 (1061 amino acids)
Biological process (GO): regulation of DNA-templated transcription
Source: RefSeq, a predicted model, not a curated record